UCUGGAAGCUCCAAUUUGCAGCAAGCCUAGAAUGUCUGGGUGAUUCUUCUGAUGUUAAGGAGGUCUCUGAUCUUGUCGAGGCAUUUAGCCACCGCUGCCUGUGGGCAGUCCUUUGUGUUAACAACUGUCAUCUUCCCACCUCUUCUGGGGCAGUGUUUUUUGUUCAGAUAGUUCUAAGUUGUUCAUGAAAGAAUGCUGUGAGACCAAUCUUUGCUGAAGAAGCAGAUGUAGUCUAGUACAUUUAUAGUUAUGUCAGAUUCCUUCUUUUUGGUGUGCCCUUGUCUUGGGAAAAUCAGCCUUUCAGCUGCUGUUGAAGAGUGCUCUUCUGUCUGCCCAUCAAUCUUCACUUUCCAUUGAAAUUAACCCUACUUUCAGGAUUUGCAGGGAAUACUUAAAAUCUGUAGUCUUACAUGAAAAGGUGGGUCCUGUGCCUCACCAUAGCUUUGCAGAGCUUCCAGGUGUGCAGCAGCUGAUCUCGUACUGUCACUGUGUUUCGGAGAUCUUGCAUUCCUGGUGCAUUACCUGCAUGACCUCCUGAGUGCCAGCCUGAAGAGGCCAUGUUGGCCAUCCAGGAUGGAGACGGGCUCUACCAACAUGUUGAGGACACUCAUCUUCUUUGGGGCAGUGAGCUCCCAGCAGAGACCGACGCAGUUUCCAUGUGCAUUCAGCAUGACGUGCAAGCCUGCUGGUCUGAACAGCCGCCGCUCGCCGAUGGGUGCGCAGCAGGCUCCUUUUGCCUCUGUCUAUAACCCGCUGCAGUCACCCAGUGUGGAGGCACGGGGCAGGCACAGCCCUGGUGCCCUGUCCAGCCAGGUUCGUGUGGGGCCGGAGCAGCUGAAGCACGUGGCCCAGGCCUGCCCUAAAAGCCCUGUGGAGGUGGAGGUGCCAGGACUGAAGGUGCUGCAUGUGCAGUUCAAUUCUCCCCUGCAGCUCUAUUCGCAGAGCAACAUCAUGGAUUCCCUGCAGGGGCAGAUCUCCUCCAUCAGCCCUGAUUUCCCCAGUUUAGAUCAGCACAGCCAUCCCUCAGGCAGCAUUGCCAUAGACAGAGACUCUGAGGUUUACAAGAUGCUCCAGGAGAACCAAGAAUCGCAUGAGCCACCCAGGCAGUCUGCUUCCUUCCUAGUGCUGCAGGAGAUUUUGGAGUCAGAGGAGAAAGGAGAUCCCAGCAAACCAUCUGGAUUUAGGAGCGUCAAGGCUCCCACCACAAAGGUGGCCUCAUCGAUUGGGAAUGCCCAGAAGCUGCCCAUGUGUGACAAGUGUGGAUCUGGCAUUGUAGGGGUGUUUGUGAAGAUUCGGGACAAGCAGCGUCACCCUGAGUGCUACGUGUGCAGUGACUGCGGCACCAACCUCAAGCAGAAAGGACAUUUCUUCGUGGAAGAUCAAAUCUACUGUGAGAAGCACGCACGGGAGCGAGUGGUGCCCCCAGAGGGCUACGAGGUGGUCACUGUCUUCCCUAAGUAGCCUGUGCUGCAGUGGGGUCAGCGUGGAUCGUUGCUCUUCUGGGAAAGUAUUGCCCUGCCCCUUGCCGACUCUCCUUCGCAAUAAGGAAUGCUAGACACGGCUUUGAAUUUCCUUGCCGCGUGAAAGUUCCGUCUGUACACACAAGGUGUCACUAAUCAUUCAACAUUCUUUUGUCUUUCACUGUUAUUUCUCUCUUUUUUUUUUAAUACACAGAUUAUUAUUUUUUCCCUUCCUUGUGCUGCCACGUGCACAGGCAUGGCAGAGGCCAAAGUCAGAUCACAGCUCACCUGUAUCCCAGUUGUUUGCUUUCUGUUCACAUUCAAUAAAUAGGGUGACUCCAA
This is a messenger RNA of Centrocercus urophasianus (Greater sage-grouse), 1802 nucleotides long. It is a transcript of the gene PDLIM1, whose product is annotated as PDZ and LIM domain 1. Gene Ontology annotation, molecular function: muscle alpha-actinin binding; actin binding. Gene Ontology annotation, biological process: heart development; actin cytoskeleton organization; muscle structure development. Gene Ontology annotation, cellular component: Z disc; stress fiber; filamentous actin. Lineage: Eukaryota; Metazoa; Chordata; Aves; Galliformes; Phasianidae. The coding region runs from base 574 to 1461 and encodes 295 amino acids. The record is from RefSeq and is a predicted model, not a curated record. The transcript is spliced from 6 exons.